UAUCGCCGGGCGCAUGCGCAUUCUGCGUUCUCAGCUGGCCAAUCAGCUAUUUUAACACUGAACCAACGUGAUUUUUCAAAGAUGGCGACCGGUCUUUUGGUGUCGACAUUAGCUCCUUCCAAUCCUAAAAAAGAAGAAUGCGAGACAUCUAUACAGAAGGUUAUGAAUCCUGAACUUUACAUCAAGCACCCUUUGCAGAACCGAUGGGCUCUUUGGUUUUUCAAGAAUGACAAAAGCAAAACAUGGCAGGCCAACCUCCGGCUCAUCUCUAAAUUUGACACCGUAGAAGACUUCUGGGCAUUGUAUAAUCACAUCCAAGUUUCAAGUAACCUGAUGUCUGGCUGUGACUACUCCCUGUUUAAAGAUGGAAUCGAGCCAAUGUGGGAGGACGAGAGGAAUCGACGAGGAGGCCGCUGGCUGAUCACUCUGUCCAAACAACAGCGCAAAUCAGACCUGGACCGUUUCUGGUUGGAGACGCUCUUGUGUCUCGUGGGUGAAGCAUUUGACGACUACAGUGACGACGUAUGCGGGGCUGUCAUUAACGUCAGGGCCAAAGGAGACAAAAUAGCGAUAUGGACCACGGACUAUGAAAACAAAGAUGCCAUAAUACACAUAGGACGCGUCUAUAAAGACAGAUUAGGAGUUCCUCCUAAAGUCAUCAUCGGAUACCAGUCUCACGCCGACACCGCCACAAAGAGUGGGUCCACAACCAAGAACAAGUUUGUGGCCUGAUGUUUUUCAACAAUCCCAUAUUUUCUUUCUUUUUUUCUUUUCCAUCACACUUGAAUGUAAUUCACAGGUUUUUGACCAAAUGCUUUAAAAGUGAAAUUAAAAAAAUAUGUAUUUUCUUCAAAUUGCUGAUUUGCAAAGUUAAAAGUGUUGUUUAUGUUGAAAACAUGCAAGUUAAAUUUAGCACUUUUUUGGUGGUGGGGUUUGAUGAAUGGUUUAAUACAUUUCUUGAAACAUGAGUUGAUAAAUUAUAAUAAAAAAAACAACUUAAAAUGUCAAGAAAAAUGAGCAUAAUCCAAUAGCUUAUUUCUUCUUUACUUCUGUUGUUGUUUUUGUGCUGUUUACACAAACAAAGUCAGUUUUGUGCCAGUGUUGAAUGUGGAUUUUGACAUUUCUUAGUUAAAAUAUAUUGAAGUAUUUUUUUUUUUUCCACAAGGAGUUGUGCACUGAAAUGCCUUGUGGUAAAAGUUUAAUGUUUAACUAUAGUAUAGCAGAAAAAUUAGGUCUUUUCAUAUAUACAACUUCUUGGUAGCUAACAUAAGAAAUCACUUGUUGUGCUGAAAAAACGUAAACAUCAAUUUUAGUAUUUAACUUUUGUUGUGUAGACACAAGAGCAACUGUGUUUCCUUUGAAAAGUAUAUUUUUGUAAAGCUGGCAUCAUAAAAUUUAUUUACCUUCUAGAUUUUGGUUAUGAUGUAUUAAAAGGUAUCUUGACUUCUGCCUUUAAA
Molecule: messenger RNA, 1457 nt
Organism: Cynoglossus semilaevis (tongue sole)
Lineage: Eukaryota; Metazoa; Chordata; Actinopteri; Pleuronectiformes; Cynoglossidae
Gene: eif4ea
Product: eukaryotic translation initiation factor 4ea
Exons: 7
Coding region: 82-732 (216 amino acids)
Biological process (GO): translational initiation
Cellular component (GO): eukaryotic translation initiation factor 4F complex; cytoplasm
Molecular function (GO): RNA 7-methylguanosine cap binding; translation initiation factor activity
Source: RefSeq, a predicted model, not a curated record